AGAAAAAAGAGUUUCGUCUAUCCCAAUGGUCAUUUUAAGUGAUGGUAGUGGGGAUGAGCAGUCCCCCUCAUUCCAAGAACAAACCGCAGGUUCGUUUCUCCCAAGCCUAUUUAAUAGUAGAGAACAAGAACAGAUUACAAAUAAUUCUAAAGUUGUGGGGGAGUUCUGUGUUUAAGAUAAACGUCUUAAUGUUCGUUCUACAAACACAUUCGAGUGACUUACCUGCUGCAUCCUCAGGUUGUCAAGGUUCAGAUGGGGAAGUUGCAAUUGUUUUGCAAAAGUCAUCACAUUUUUCAGACAAGGUAUGUCUCAAUGCAUGUUAAUCUUAAUCAAUGUUCGAAUGUUCAUUUAUCUGAAUGGACCUUUGUACAAUAAUAAACGUUGCAAAGUUAUGAUUGCAAGCAGCGUUCUGUGUUAUUCCAAGGCCACAUUGUUCCAUAUGAGGAAACCAGUCUAAGCUAGAAUUAAACGUCGGCUUAGGGCUCGUGACGUAAACGCAAGGUGACAAUUUUGUGCUAUAUAGGGGGAACUUUUUCUAAUAAUUUCCACUGCUACAUUUGACACUAUGGAGAAUGCCACUGUUUAGGCUAGCAUGCAUACAUCUUGUAACAGGACCUUGUACCCGUUAUGUGCCUCAAAGCUGCAAUAACGUGAGGAUCGUUAUUUUGUCGUGAAUCAGCUGACACCAUUUGCAUGGAAGCGCACACAAUGUUAUUACCGCAAUAUUUGCAGAUGGACUGCAAGGUUCCCUUUUUUUAAUUUAAUUAAUUUAAUGUAACUGUUAUUAUAAUUUUUUAUACACAAAGGAGGAUGACAAGACCACGAAGCAAUUGGAAGUUCUUAUCUCUGAUUCUGGUAGUGAAGAUGAACGGAUUUAUCAGGAGGCAGCGGUACCGUCACAUGCCCCCGAGCAUACAGGUUUGUCUAAUUUCUUAGCACAUACACAAGACCGUUUAUUAUGGCUUUUGGCUUUGGGACUUGUUUAUGUAAUCUCCAGUAUGAUUGUAGGAAUACAUUUUGUUCCAGCCUUACUACUUUCCUUUUGUGUUUGCAGAUCCAGAGGUUACACCUCCUACUGUACGAAGCACAAAAUCAACAAAACCCUCCAGUUCCAUGCUAUACGGCCAUGACAAAGAUCUGCCAAUCCUUGAGACUGGUAAGAAGGAACGCUAUACAGUAAGGGAGGCGGCUAAAAGACUGCUCAUGGAACAAGGAGAAAAAUGUAGGAAAACUCCUCUUCGAGUGCGAAGGAACCUGUCCUUUCUUGUAGAUGUCAGUAAAUAUAAAUGUUGGCAAGAUGUCAAGAGCGAUAUGAAUGGAGUUUAUUCGGAGACAUUGCGAAUCGCUACCUGGACAGUGGAAGUAGAUAGAAAUGACCAAGUACAAGUAUUGGAGAAGAAGAAAGUAGAAUUAGCCAGUGAUAACGAAUAUCACAUAUAUGUCCAUUCGACGAAGAACAAAGCUGGUCUCUGUCGUUCGAUAUUUCUUCUUUUUGACCGGGACGAGGAAGUUGUUAAUUCUGCGUGUUUGCUUCAAUAUACACUAACAGAUAAAGAUUGCGAAGAGGUUGAUUUUGAGGUUCCUGCCCAUGGCAACAGUAAAAGUGGUAAAAGGCCAUUCUACCCUACCCGAAAGAGUACUAUGGAGGCGAUCAAGGGUGAACUUGCUGCAAGUUCGGCAUCUGUGACGUUGAAGAAAGUUUCAGCCUCUGCAGGUGGUAUCCUAGGGGCUCGUGAACCCGGAGAGUUGCCGAGGUCAAAACAACAGCUUUACGACCUGAAAAACAAGAUGAAAAAAGUAGAUCAAGUCGACGAGCUCUUGCAAUAUGCAAAACAUCGUGAAGACCCAAUCGUGCUUGAGCACCAUGAUUUUCCAGAGGAUCUGUGGGUACUUGCCAAACCACAUAUGAUAGCGGACCUAUCGAGAUUCUGCACUUCCGAGAUACUAAGUCACCCUAUGAGCGUCGACCCCACCUUUAACUUUGGAAAAUUUGAGGUUACGCCGUUCACGUACAAGCACUUGUUCUUGAUAUCCAAGAGAACAGGCAAAGCCCCAGCUUUUGUAGGACCAACAGCAAUCCACUACAGCAAGCAAAAGAGUGUUUACAGCAAGAUUGUCCACGCUGUAGCUUCUAACACACCAAGUCUUGCUGAUAAGGGAAAGGGAUUCAUUACAGACGGAGAAGAAACACUGUACUCAGCCUUAAGAGAGGUUAUGCGCCACGCAACUGGGUUAAGAUGUUUCCGACAUUUUUACCAAAACUGUAAGGACAAGCUUCACAAGAUGGGGAUCCACAAAAAGCAAAACCAAAAGUUCUUUCUUGAAGUGGUCUUUGGAAAGGGUGACGACUCAGACGGUAUCCUAGAUGCGAAAGACAAAAAAAGAUUUGAAGAACCGCUUGACGGAAGCAAAAGAAUCACUGGACAAAGAAGAAGAGAAGCUAACUGGGGGAAAGCUCCUGAGUUUUGGAACUAUAUCAAGGCUCGUAAGAAAAUGAUGAAAAAUAAUAUGAUAGCUACAGCAAGACUCAAGGCUGGUAUGCCUCUUGACACAUCAGGUACGCCUUUGAAAAGCUACACCAACCAAUCCGAAAGCAUCAAUAACAAAUUAACGCGCCAAAAGGAAGCCAUGGAAAAAACCGACAAAAGUAAAGUCGACUUGACAAAGCUCCAGUUUACAAGAGAUGUCUGGGAGCAGGUAGAUAUGCACCAACAAGAAGAACUGAAGUUAGCCAUAUGUGGGUUAAGUGAGGAGUACGAACUCGCAGACCUCGUAGCUCAUCUGGCCGUUUCUCCGGAAAAAUGGUUCAACAUGAACCGAAAUCAACGAGCCGACUACGUUGUCAAAUUUAAUAGGCUGUCUGUUGAAGAUGCUUUGAACGGAAAAACCAUAGUGAUAGCCAAUUUACCCGACACUGAGCCAACCGAGUUCAACGAGUUCUCCGUUGAUGUUGCAAGCAUAUUGAAAUCCAUGGAGAACUGGACAAAUGGCUUAGUUGAUACCAUUGUCCAGGCUGCAGAGGCACUACUUAAUUGCAAAGACGCCAUUCAAACAAUGCCAUCGUUAACGGUCGCGUCAAGAAAGAAAUUUCUUGUUGGAGCUCAGAAUUGCAAGAAAGGGAUGUACGAAUGCGCAGUGUACAGUGAUCAUGUAACUUGUGCUUGCUCUUGUUACAAGUUCAAUAAACUCUGCAAACACAGCUUAAGCGUUGCCGAGAAAACAGGUAUGAUUAAGGAACAUUUAGAUUUCCUUCGAAAAACAUCGAGGCGUAAGGCUCCUUCUAAGAGUGCACUCAUCGAACCAUCAAAGGAUGCCCAAGGCAAGAAAGGUGGCAGUCACAGAAAUCCCUGGAGACCAAGUCGCGCCAAGUCCACAGACGACACAAACCAGCGGCCAUAUACUGAGAUACACCACAACAACAAGCCUCUAGUUCUCUGCUUUUUAGAGGAUAACCCUAAAGCAAAGGAGUGUAGACAGUGCCAUAUUGAAUUUCCGAGACGGAAAAAGAUCAUACCUUACGAUGUGGUACUGUCACAUGAGGAGAAGUGGUCGUAUCCAGAUCCCAAGGAGCCAGGCCGCAAACUGCCAUCGACAAAGUACACGACAAAGUACUACUGCGUAAAUGGCACUUGUGUUAAGAGCAGAUUUCCAUAUUACGAUCCCUCAUUACUGCAAAUACCCCUGAGGUCAACUCCCGUCUUCAAAGGUCGCACUUUGACCUCCUGAUAAGGGAAAUACACUUAGAAGCGGAAAGCGCUACUUCCGGCGCUACUUCGACUUGAUUUGAAGAAAGAUGGUUUGCACUUGCGGAAAUUAGUUAAUUGGUAACAUUUCUUAGAUUUCAUUAUUACUGUAUACCAGCAGAGGCAUAUAAACUUCUGAUACCAGUUAAAAUCCAAACAAAUUCCAGGGGAGCAUGUUUCCCGAGCCCCCUCGGGAAGCUUGCGCUUUUGCGCUUGUUUAGGAAAUGGGUCAGCAUUUAUCCUAGAUCCGCGCCUGAAGUCGUUAACUUUAAAAGAAAAAGCAUGACAGAAGCCAAACUGAUGUCUACAAAAACUGAAGUAGGAAAGUGCUAAUGUGUUUGCUGUAAGUCUGUAAGAGCUACAGUCUCAGUCAAAAUGGUUGGGACACUUUGGGGUCUCCUUGUCCCCUCAAUGUUGGUGUACAAGAUGUGGUGACCGAACCGCCAUGAACAACUAUUUUUGUCUGAGACUGUAGUAAGGAUUUCUGUCUCUGCUAUAUUUAUGACCACAAGAAGAACGUUGUAAGUCACCGGAUAUCACUAGUACAAAGCUCAAUUAGUGCUAACAAAACAUAAAUUACUGAUUUAAAGCAACCACUUAAAGAUGUACCAAGAAAGCAAUUUAACCAUGAAAUCUUCAUCCACGAUAUACUACGGAAGAGUUCUGUUGAGAGCAAGUAUACUCGGUUAUAACAGAUGGUUUCUUGGUUUAUUGGAAACAAAAACUUGAAUGGAAGGAUAAGUUUCGUUAUAUUUCGUUAAUCAUUAUAUAUUUCAUAUAUUUUAACAUAUAUUUUUUGUUUUUUUGAUACAGUUUCGUUAUCUGUUAUGUACAAUUUCAAUCUCUACAAGGACUGCAUGGGAAUGUUCUAAAUGAAAAGUUUUCAGGAUCUCAAGUAGAAGCAAAUUAAUGCCGCCUAAUUCUCUGGAAUAUGCAGCCGUCCGCUGUCUUACUAAUUAUUUAAAUGUCCUGCGAUCUGUCGUUAUUUAACAUUGGAUUGGGACGCGAUAUUUUCGAUGUAGUCCAGUUCCUGUUUAUAACGACUAGUAAAAGAACAACAGCUUUACUUCUAUGAACAUGGUUUUUCCACUAAUGUAGUAACGCAAAAGUAACAAAUAACUUAAUGGAAACAGCACUGAAGAAUGGGCAAAGCGGCCGUUUAAGUGCUGACAGACUGCAAUUUCGUGGUUUUCAAUGUUGUCGUUGUUGCUGUUCAUUUACUGAUGUUUUACAAUUUGCCGCUCCGGUUGUACCAAGUAAUUGUGAUUUUUAGUCAGCUGUUUAGUCGCUAAUAAAGAUGAUGUGUGAUGUAUUCACGAAAAUUGCAGGGCCUUCCGAAUAAUCUCCUUCACACUACUAAAACUACUCAGUCCAUAUAUUUUAUUUCGCUUUACAUUUUUAAUUAUAUUGCAAAACAACACUUAAGGGAAAAGAUAAAAAAAAAAGAAUGGGGCAUUCCAUCACGCAAUCAUGGAUCCUAGACCAACAAAGGAAGCCUGCGUUUGACUGCUGCCUUUUCUUGUUGCUCAGUCCAGCAAUAGCUAUAGAUAAACGUCAAACGACCAAAAAAAAGCAAAGUCGGCAC
This is a messenger RNA of Porites lobata, 5328 nucleotides long. The record is from the annotation of a GenBank genome assembly. Lineage: Eukaryota; Metazoa; Cnidaria; Anthozoa; Scleractinia; Poritidae.